This is a messenger RNA of Sander lucioperca (pikeperch), 5667 nucleotides long. It is a transcript of the gene rims1b, whose product is annotated as regulating synaptic membrane exocytosis 1b. The transcript has 36 exons. Lineage: Eukaryota; Metazoa; Chordata; Actinopteri; Perciformes; Percidae. Gene Ontology annotation, biological process: regulation of membrane potential; calcium ion-regulated exocytosis of neurotransmitter; regulation of synaptic plasticity. Gene Ontology annotation, cellular component: presynaptic membrane; cytoskeleton of presynaptic active zone. Bases 575 to 5557 code for a protein of 1660 amino acids. The record is from RefSeq and is a predicted model, not a curated record. Gene Ontology annotation, molecular function: small GTPase binding; transmembrane transporter binding.
GUGAGGAUCCCAUUCUCACAUGAGUAAGCGAACCUCCGCAAAAAACGGGAAAGGAGGGUUGCAUCCCAUUGACUGAGAGAGAGAGAGAGAGAGAGAGAGAGAGAGAGAGAGAGAGAGAGAGAGAGCGAGAGGCAGAGGCAACACGGACUCCGCCUAUACCGCCCUAACAUCCAGCUCCAGUCCGACGACGGCACCACAGACAGACCAGCUGAGUGAUCCAGGUCCCCCCCUCAGCUCGACUCAACUCCCGGCGUGAAGAAAACGGACAUGGGCUCCCCGUGAAUCCAGGCGGUGGAGGGCAGAGGCGGGCCGGCGGGGGGUGGGGGGGAACGACGACGAGAGCGUGGUGCGAGAAAAACACCCAGAGAGGACAGACAAAAGCACAACCGAGGGUGCCUGCAACCAUGAGCGGCUUGCACUAUUCACCAGAGCUGCCGCUGCCGCUCCGCCCGCGGACCAUGGCGUGAGGCGUGGCUCGGAAACGCUCCGGGAAAACCUGUCAGCCGAAACGACUCGCCGAGGAGGAGAAGGAGGAGGUGGUGGGGAGGAGGUGGUGGUGGUGGUGGUGGAAAAGAUGUCCGCCUCGGUGGGGCCCCAGGGUGGCCCUCGCCCACCCACCGCGCCGCCAUCCAUGCCGGAUCUGCCGGACCUUAGCCAUCUCACCGAGGAGGAGAGGAAGAUCAUCAUGGCAGUGAUGGCUCGGCAAAAGGAGGAAGAGGAUAAAGAACAAGCCAUGCUAAAAACACUGCACCAGCAGUUUGAGAGCUACAAACAGGAGGUGCGUCGCAUCGGCGUGGAGACGCGGCGUCAGCAGACCCAGCUGAAGGACGACGCGCCCACCUGCGGCAUCUGCCGCAAGACCAAGUUCGCCGACGGCUGCGGCCACCUCUGCUCCUACUGCCAGACCAAAUUCUGCGCUCGCUGUGGAGGGCGGGUCUCUCUGCGCUCCAACAAUGAGGACAAAGUGUGUCUCAUAGUGAAGGACAGGGUAAUGUGGGUAUGCAACCUGUGCCGUAAACAGCAGGAGAUUCUUACCAAAUCAGGAGAAUGGUUUUCAGGGUCAGGGGCGCGACCUGGGAGCCUGGGCACCCCAGCCACUGGAGGUGAGGCCCAACGGGACAGGAAGCUUCUCCGCUCCAGGUCCCAAGCCCCGCCCUCUAGCACCAACGCCAACGCGGGGCCGCCGAACGGGACACAGCUUCCCGCCAGUGUCACUGCUGCCAAGGGGGCCGACACCAUGCCUGGCUCCCGCUCCCAAAGUGAACCACCUAGAGAAAAGAAAAGGCCAGUUUCUCUCCAUGAGCAAAAUGGUAAGGGAGGCAUGGGCCGCGGUAGUGGCCGAAGAGCUGCUGGGAAGUUGACAUCUCAGUCAUCCCUGGAUGAGCGAGUGGUUCCAGGGGAGAGAGGAGAGAGACGCUUAGGAGAUGGACGGCGGCUGGAGAAGAUCCAUUCUCAGGACUACGAGGACGGGGAGGGCAACAUGGGUCGUUCAGAAACCCACCGGAGACGCCCCGAGGACGAGGAGCAGAGGGAGCGCCAGCGCCGCGAGGAGGAGUUCCAGAAUCGUUACCGUAGUGAUCCCAACCUGGCACGAUACCCGGUGAAACCGCAGAAGGAGGAGCAGGAGAUGCGCAUGCACGCCAGGGUGUCCAAGGUUCGCCAUGAACGGCGACACAGCGAUCUGGCGAUCAACGAGGUGGGACUGGGGCCUGGCGACGGAGGAGGGGGUGGAGGAGGCGGGGGGGAGGUACCUGAAAACCGUCUGGCCAGGAGGGGUGGAGGUGGAGGAGGAGCGGGAGACCGCAAGGCCCUUUUGGAGAACCACCAAGUCUACUCUGGGGAUAGGACCGUGGGGGUUGGAGGGGGCGCUCCACCUGCAGGAGGUGGAGUGAGAUCAGGAACCCAACCUGGGGGACCGGUGCCUCCGGAUUGGGGCCAGAACAAAGGCCGCCUGGAGCACGGUCCGGCACGGACACCAAGGGACAAGGGUGGGGACAACCUGCUGAGGAAGGACUCUCAGAGCUCGGACCAGUCGGAGUCUCUGCGGCCGCCCCCUCCACGGUCAUACAAGAGCAAGCGCGGAGUCAACAAGAGGCAGAUGUCCAUCAGCAGCUCAGAGGAGGAGGGCGGCUCCACGCCCGAGUACACCAGCUGUGAGGACGUGGACAUGGAAAGCGUCAGCGAGAAAGGUGACUGGGACUGUCAUUCUCUAGAUCCUACAGUGUGGCAUCAUCCAGUUACAUGGCAACCGUCCAAAGAGGGCGACCACCUAAUCGGACGCAUCACGCUAAGCAAGAGGUCGGCAAUGCCCCGCGAGGCUGGCUCCCUUCUCGGCCUAAAAGUGGUAGGAGGGAAGAUGACAGAGACAGGGAGACUCGGGGCCUUCAUCACCAAAGUCAAGAAAGGCAGCCUUGCAGAUGUUGUGGGACACCUACGAGCAGGUGACGAGGUGCUGCAGUGGAAUGGAAAGUCGUUGCCGGGGGCAACUAAGAAAGAAGUGUACAACAUUAUCCUUGAAUCCAAGGCUGAACCUCAAGUGGAAAUAGUUGUUUCAAGACCUAUAGGCUCUAUCCACCGAAUUAUGUCCAAAAACUUCUUGAGAAAAGUGUAUAGAGCAUAUCAAGACAUCCCAAGAAUCCCAGAGUCAUCCCACCCUCCACUAGAAUCUACAGGCUCCAGUUCCUUUGAGUCGCAAAAGAUGGACCGUCCCUCGAUAUCAGUGAUGUCCCCAACCAGCCCCGGGACCCUCCGAGACCUUCCUCUGGUACUGCCUGGACAACUCUCUGUGAAGCUGUGGUAUGACAAAGUGGGCCAUCAGUUGAUCGUCAACGUCCUUCAAGCCAUAGACCUGCCACCUCGACCAGACGGACGACCCCGGAACCCCUAUGUCAAGAUGUACUUCCUGCCUGAUAGGAGUGAUAAGAGUAAACGGCGGACUAAAACCGUGAAGAAGAGCGCUGAACCAAAGUGGAACCAGACCUUCCUAUAUUCCCACGUUCACCGGCGGGACUUCAGAGAGCGCAUGCUAGAGAUCACAGUGUGGGACCAGCCCAGAGUCCAGGAGGAGGAGAGUGAAUUCCUGGGAGAGAUCCUGAUAGAGUUGGAGACGGCCCUGCUGGACGACAUUCCUCAUUGGUAUAAACUCCAAACACAUGACAUGUCCUCUAUACCUCUGCCCCAGCCUUCCCCGUACCUCCCGCGCAGACACGUCCAUGGAGACAGCCCCAGCAAGAAACUACAGAGGUCUCAUCGCAUCAUUGAUUCAGAGUUUGAUGAUGGUUUGAUGGUAGUGACUAAAGAUGCAGAGCGUAACUCCAGGGAGAGAGAGCGGGGCAGUACGUUGGCAGUGCCGGAGCAGCAGCGGCCCGUCCAGCACCGCUCCCGUUCAGUGUCUCCUCACAGAGAGGACUCCUGCAGGACUAGGUCGCGGCCCGCACACGUGCCCAUGCAAAGGAGCCUGGAUGAGAUCCACCAGAACCGCCACCACUCCCACUCCCCUUCCCGUUACCAAGACUCGCACUUAGAGCACCAACGCUCUGGGGACUCGGACUACGAGUACUCUGAGGACAGUGAGGUCCUGGAGAUGCACAGGUCUAUCCGUGGCGGGAGUGCCGAGUGCCUGCACACAAACAGGGGCAUAGGUAGAUACAGCAACACACUACCCCCCAAAAUGCCCCUGUUAGUAAACGGUAUCCAUAAAGACAUUUACAGCUCCACCCUCCCCGCAUGCCUAAAGAGCAAGCCGUACCACCGGCGGGAAGGGGGCAGCACCAUGCCUCGUAGCAUCCUUACACACCGUGUGCUCAGGUUCACUGAUGAGGUCACGGUUAGCGACCUGCAGCCGUCGUUGGACAGAGCGAGGAGUGCCAGCACCACCUGUCUGAGACCAGACACCAACUUUUACUCCCCUGACAGAGACAGGCAGUAUAGCAAUUCAUCAGGUCCAAACUGUCAAAGGGGCAGCAAAAAAAGCCUGGAGGGGGACAGUCGUAUCCAGCCCACCUCUAUCCUGAGGGGCAGUAGGGGGAGAGGGGGCCCGCUGAGGCCCUUUGGCCAGACAGCCUUGGCUGGGUCCUGCCUAAACUCACCACGGCUAGACAGAGCACACCCUCAUGGCAGCCCCUCCUCUCCAACGGGGACUCCCUCAUCAGGUCGCAGGGGCAGGCAGCUGCCUCAGCUCCCCGCAAAAAGCAGCAGUAUAGAGCAAGCCCUUGCAGUAGAGGAGCGAGCCCGGCAGCUGCAGAUGAAAGUACAUUCCUACCGGCCUUCAGCCUCCCACGACCCAGAGACGGACCUCAAGACCAAACGGGAGAUGUACGCAGAGCAGAGGCGAAGCAGCGACAACAUGUCGGCCAGAUCGUCAGACAGCGAUAUGAGCGACGUGUCGGCCCUCUCCCGUGCCAGCAGUGCCUCUCGCCUCAGUAGCACCAGCUACAUGUCCAUCCAAUCAGAACGCCCCGGAGGACGACUCAGAUCCAAGUCAUUAGAGGAGGAGAAAAAAGACAGGAGGAUCUCGUGGGGGGUGAAUGGAGAGGAGGAGAGGAGGUCGACAGGAAAGAGACGUUUCUCUGCAGAGUUGAAGCGCAGGAGACACACUGUAGCCGGAGACACCAGGGAGUCCAGUCGGCAGCUACGAUCGGCGGGCCGCAGCAUGCUGAAGAGCUCCAGUGUGAGUGGAGAGAUCUACACCCAGGAGCGCACCGACGGCAGCCAAUCAGACACAGCUCUGGGCACGGUGGGCGGCGGCAGCAAGAAGAGACGCUCCAGCCUCAGCGCGCGGGUGGUGGCCAUCGUCGGCAACCGUCGCAGCCGCAGCACUUCACAGAUCAGUGGCCCUGAGGGGAAGAGUAAGAAGGAGAAGGGUGCACCUAUCCAAAGGAGCACAGAGACCGGCAUGGCGGUAGAGUUGACCAGGAACAUGAGCCGCCAGCCCAGCAAAGAGUCCAACAAUGGCAGCAUGAACAGCUGCAACUCUGAGGGGAAUUUGAUCUUCUCUGGAGUCAAUCUGGGUGCCAGCAGUCAGUUCAGUGACUUCCUGGAUGGCCUGGGCCCGGCUCAGUUAGUGGGAAGGCAAACCCUGGCUACUCCUGCCAUAGGCGACAUCCAGAUCGGUAUGAUGGAGAAAAAGGGACAGCUGGAGGUGGAAGUUAUCAGAGCUCGAGGACUGGUACAAAAGCCAGGAUCAAAAUCCCUCCCUGCUCCAUAUGUCAAGGUCUAUCUGCUGAAUAAUGGAGCGUACGUAGCCAAAAAGAAAACCAAGAUUGCACGGAAAACACUUGACCCACUGUACCAGCAAGUACUGCUAUUCGAGGAAAGCCCACAGGGUAAAGUCUUACAGGUGAUUGUAUGGGGAGACUACGGCCGCAUGGACCAUAAAAGCUUCAUGGGAGUUGCACAAAUCCUAAUGGAGGAACUGGACUUAUCAAGCACAGUCAUUGGUUGGUACAAGUUGUUCCCACCGUCCUCCUUGGUGGAUCCGACACUUGCCUCCAUAACACGGCGGGCUUCUCAGUCGUCACUCGACAGUUCCUCCGGACCUCCUGGGGUCCGAUCCUAGUGGACCAACAGCUCUACACCGCUCCAACCGGUAACAAACUCAUGAAACGUACUGUAGAGAGAAAUAAAUAAACACACACAAAAAAAAAAAAAAAAGAUGGCAGAAAUGCA